Messenger RNA from Sinocyclocheilus grahami, 2240 nucleotides. RefSeq names its product GDP-L-fucose synthase-like. The coding region runs from base 1538 to 2197 and encodes 219 amino acids. The record is from RefSeq and is a predicted model, not a curated record. The transcript is spliced from 7 exons. NCBI's taxonomy places the organism in Eukaryota, Metazoa, Chordata, Actinopteri, Cypriniformes, Cyprinidae. Gene Ontology annotation, molecular function: GDP-L-fucose synthase activity.
AGCUUUACAGAAAAAAACAACAACUCAUCUUUGAUAAUCAAAAUUACAUAUUUAAAAGUUUUUUCCCAUGUAAAUAAUUUCUUUGUCUUACAAAUGGCUUGAAUGUAACUCUACACCCUUACCUCAUUGAGUAUGCGCCAAACCAUGAAUAUGCUUAGUAGUCCCCGCCUCCACUCAAUCGCACCAGCUCAGACCUGCUCCAUUUUCACUCAAUUAUAGCAUAUAAAGCGUGCAAAGUGCGCUCCCUUUAAAAUAAUUGAAAAGCUGUCUCCUGUCUUAGUUCAUCAUGAUCUCACUAGGUUCUGUUAUAAUCAAUGAAGCUUUACACAGCACAAUGAAUCUCUUAUUUACAUCACGUCUAUACUUUGUUAAAUGAGAGAAUUUGCGAGCGUGCAGAACUCUGAGCAAAACUCCAGCGUUUUGAGCGUUGAGUGUAUUCUGAUUAGCUUAAACACCACUGAUUGGCCAUGUCUGUGAUUGGCUAUGUUACUCAAUGCUGCAAAAACGUAUAAAUAGAAACCUUUGAGCGGAUAUUAAAAGUCACACCCCGCAAGUUGACGGGAUUGGUUACAUGUUUGUGACAAAGUCUUAGUUACACCGCAGUUUUAAUGAGAAAAUGGUCAUCAACUGUGUUGACUGAUGAAUUUGAACAUGAUUUGUCUUUAAACGUAUUAAAAACACCGGAUAAAAAAUGAUUUUCACCAUGAGGUCUUUAAACAUUUUAUUUGUGCUCUGUACUGUGAGUGGUGCUGUACAUUUUCUUCUGUUUUACUAGUCUGUCAAACAGGGUAUUUUCUGGGUUUAUUUUCUAAUGAUAUGUACUGUACAUUUUAACAAUACACCCAUAUUUAAAAUAAUGAUGUUUAAUGUGCUUUUUCUAUGUUUUUGGAAUAUUUUAAGGGUUAAUUUCAUGCCCAGCAUCAUAAGUUUAUAUUGUGGUUUAUUCAAAACAAUGUCAUGAAAAAAAGUGAGAUUUACAAAUAGAAGCUCGGAAUUUUUUUUUUUUUUUUACAUUUUUUAACUUGAAGCUUGAACUCUCACAUAAAAAAUUCUUAGAUCCUUCAAGAGAACGACCACACAUUUGUCUUGUUUUAUCUGCUUUUGUAAUUCAUUUAUAAUCAUUUAAUAAUUUAUCAUUGAAUCAAUCACACAGUAUAAUCGUUUAUUGUAAAGCAGUGAUUUCUCUGUUGCUUCUGUUUGGGUAUAAUAACAUUUGUUGAAUUAGUGCUGAACAAUUGUUGAAAGUAAGCCUGAGUAUUGAAACCGGCUAUUCAAUAAACCCUGCAGUUUUUUCAACCAUCACUUCAUUUCCUGCAUUCUGCUCUUACACAACUUCCUAUGUCUGCCUUGUGGCUCAUAGAAGACAGGUUACGACAAAAUGCAAUGUUAACUGGUUUUGGAUACCAAACUGGAUGUCUUUGGAUGGGAUCUGGUAAAGAGGCUGGAUCAUAAGCUUUAACCAUCAACUAAAACUGCCGAACUCAGAGAGCGAAAACAAGGAAACACCUGACUGCACUACAGAAACACCAGAGAGAAGAUGGACGGGUCGGUCGGGCCGAUGCGAGUGUUGGUGACGGGUGGCAGUGGGCUGGUGGGGCGAGCGAUAGAACGGGUGGUGAAAAAGGAGGGCAAAGAGAGAGAAGGAGAAGAAUGGAUAUUCCUGUCAUCCAAAGAGGCCAAUCUCGUGAGCGCUGAAGAGACGAGAGCAGCCUUCGAGAAACAUCGUCCCACGCACGUCAUUCAUUUAGCCGCCAUGGUGGGCGGACUCUAUAAAAACAUGAGACAGAACUUGGACUUCUGGAGGAAUAAUGUGCACAUCAAUGACAAUGUGCUGAACAUGUCUCAUGAGUUCGGCGUGGUGAAGGUCGUAUCCUGUCUGUCUACGUGUGUUUUUCCAGAUAAAACCACCUACCCUAUAGAUGAGACCAUGAUGCACAACGGUGCGCCCCAUGACUCUAAUUAUGGUUAUGCCUACGCCAAACGCAUGAUUGACGUCCACAACAGGGCGUUAUUUCAGCAGCACGGUCGGAAAUACACAGCCGUCAUCCCCACCAACAUGUUUGGACCCCAUGACAACUACAACAUUGAGGACGGUCAUGUGAUGCCGGGGUUGAUCCACAAGACGUACCUGGCAAAGAGUGAGAAACAUUUAACUCACAAUCACCCUAUUGGAUGUUUCCUAUCGGAUGUCAAUUAGACAUUUAGAAGAUGUCUUUAAGAUGUUUAUGAUUUAGAAUGCA